This is a messenger RNA of Alligator mississippiensis (American alligator), 2962 nucleotides long. Its product is annotated as E3 ubiquitin-protein ligase RNF19B. The coding region runs from base 1234 to 2817 and encodes 527 amino acids. Lineage: Eukaryota; Metazoa; Chordata; Crocodylia; Alligatoridae. The record is from RefSeq and is a predicted model, not a curated record. Gene Ontology annotation, biological process: positive regulation of proteasomal ubiquitin-dependent protein catabolic process; ubiquitin-dependent protein catabolic process; protein polyubiquitination. Gene Ontology annotation, molecular function: zinc ion binding; ubiquitin protein ligase activity; ubiquitin conjugating enzyme binding. The transcript is spliced from 10 exons. Gene Ontology annotation, cellular component: cytoplasm; ubiquitin ligase complex.
GGCCGGCGCGGGCCCCGGGCGCCCGGGCGGCGCGGACUACGGCUCCCAGCAUCCCGCGAGCCCGGCCCGGCCCGGGCGGGGAGGCGGCGGCGGUUGCGGGGCUGCGGCGGCGGCGCGAGGCAGGCAGCGGGCGGUGCCCGUGCGGGGCAGCCCAGCCCGGUGCGGGGGGGCGCGGGGGUCCUGCCCGGCCGUUUGGGGGGCGCGGGGAAACCUGCCCCUCCUGCACCUAGCCCACCACCCGCGACCUGCCUGUCCCCUGCCGCCCCACGCCCCGCAGUGCCGGGACCCUCCCCACCCGGGGGGGACGGGCGUGUAGCUUGCUCUCUGUAUGGGCGCAGGGGAGCACCGCGGUGCCUGCACCGACAACCCAUGGCCGGGACCUGACGCUGCAGGAGAUGCACAGGAAAGCAUCUUGUCUCGCCGCACCGAGGGAGAGCUGCGGGGCUGUGGCUGGCGGGACGGGACGGGGCGAGGCGGGGGCUUGGCCUGAGCUCGGCUGCGGGCCCCAGGGUCCAGCUCAAGCCACCCAGCUCCGCCCGCCCGCCCGCGCCCCGUGGCGCAGCCCUGGGACCGGCGUUGUGGCUGCAGCAUCUUCCAGAAAGGCCCCUGAGCACGAAACGGGGAAGCUCCGUGGGUUGUGGCUGGCUCUGGUGCUUGCAGCUCCCACCCUGCACCCAGGUCCUGCCUGGGAGCUGCUCGGCCCCAGCUGUCCCUGGUUCCCCCCACCAUGUCCCAGGCCCUGUGUUCCCCCUGGGGAGGCCUCGUGCACUGCAGCCGGUCCCCUCCGUCUCUUUGCCAAGCUCCCCCAGCCUGGAGCCAGCGGGUGUGUUCUCCAGGCCUGGAUGCCAUCCCUCAGGGCUGCAGGAUAGGCAGCCAGCUCCGGUCCCCGCUCAUCCCUCCCUGCUGACGCCUCCUAGCCUUGAUUUCCCUUCUCUUUCCAGGUCACCACAGAAAACACCGGUGAGCUUCAGGCCCAGCAGCAACCGCAUGGAGUCCUCUGAGGGACGUUAUCAGUGAUGCCUCUGCUCUGACGACAGCUCUGAAAGCGGCCCGAUGCUGAGGAUGGAGCCGACGGUGCUAAUGCUGCCCUAAGGGAUGUUGGAGCAGAGCCCCAGAUAGGAGCCUGGCUCUGGGCAUGGGGGCAGUGCCGGGGGUGGGCUCUGUCUGUCUCUGGGCCCCCCCCGGCCUGGCAGCAGCUGGCUCCUGCCCUGACCUGCCCAUGCCCAUGCCAGCAUGAAGCAGCCCAAACAGCCCCCGCGGCCCUUCCGCAUCCUGGGCCUUUUUGGGCGGCAGCCACAGGCCCCCAGGGAGGUGCUGGUGCCUGAGCCCACCCCCGGAGGCCCAGCAGAGACGCGGGUGAUGGUGCCGCCUGGCGAGGAGCGGGGACUGAUGGAGUGCCCGCUGUGCCUGCUGCCCCAGCCCCCAGGCGCCUUCCCCACCCUGAGCACCUGCACGCACCGCUCCUGCCGCACCUGCCUGGAGACCUACCUGCGCAUCGAGGUGGGUGAGCGCCGUGUGCCUGUGGCCUGUCCCCACUGCCCCGCGGCCCUGCUGCCCACCGAGGUGUGCCAGCUGCUGCCCGAGCCCGCCCUGCGCAACAAGUACGAGGAGCAUCUGCUGCGGCGCCUGCUGGCCGCUGACCCCAGCACCCGUUGGUGCCCUGCACCUGACUGCAGCUAUGCGGUGAUCGCCUACGGCUGUGCCGACUGCCCCCGGCUGACUUGUGGGCGCGAAGGCUGCGGCACCGAGUUCUGCUACCACUGCCGGCAGCCCUGGCACCCCGGUGCUGCCUGUGCCCCUGUCCCCGGCACCACCGACCCUGGCACCUUGCUGAUCCACCCGGAGGAGGCGGCGCAUGAUGCAGGAGUUAUCAAGGUUUGCCCCCGCUGUGGUGCCUUUAUCAUGAAGAUCGACGACGGGAGCUGCAACCGCAUGAGCUGCACCAUGUGUGGCUGCCUCUUCUGCUGGCUCUGCCUGCGCGAGGUUACCGACGUGCAUUUCCUCAGAGCUGGACGGACGCGGUGCCUCACCCCCUCCAGCCCAUCUGGCUGCACCUUCUGGGGCAAGCGGCCCUGGUCGCGCACACGAAAGCUGCUGUGGCAGCUGGGUAUGGUGCUGGGUGCGCCCAUGGUCAUCUCGCUCAUCGCUGGCAUUGCCGUGCCCGUCAUCACCAUUGGUCUCCCCGUCUACAUGGGUCGCAAGGUGUUGGGGCGCAGCCGGAAGAGCAACCUGUCAGGGUGCCAGCGGUGCUUGUCAGUCAGCAGCAGCGUGCUCCUGUCCCUCUUUGUCUCCCCCAUCAUCACCGCCGUCACCGUGGGGGUCGGAGUGCCCCUGCUGCUCACCUACGUCUACGGCGUGGUGGUGCUGUCACUGUGCCGCAACCGCUGGGGCUGCGCAGACGGCAGCGGGAAGCCUGGGGACCCCGGCAUGGUGGAGCUGGAGAACCUCGCCAAACUGAACGAGCUCUGGGCCGUGCUGCCCAACCCGCGGGCAGCUGAGGAUGUGACCCCCGACACAGCCUCCUCCCUGCCCAGCAGCAGCAGCCGCCGCCGCAGCCAGCGCCACCAGGCCGGCUGCAAGGACCAAGACACCCAGUCUGCAAGCACCAUGGCCCUGGCUGGCAGCAUCCUCAGCGAGGGCCAGGACGCAUCCUACAGGGAAGGCGUGAACUUCGAGGUGGAAGUGGCGAUCGAGGCAGAGCCACGGGCCGGGCAAGAGCAGAGCCUGUGCAGUGCGCCCUCAGGGCACAGCCUCUCCGGGGACUCUCUGGGCUGUGCCAGUGACGCCUGCAGCACGCCUGGGGCCCUGGGCGAGUGACCGGGGUGGCAGAGCUGAGCCCCACACUCAGAACGGAGCGGUGCCGGGGACGCUCCACUGGCCCCGUGGCUGCACCUUGCUCGACCCCUCCAUGGGCCGGCUGCGAACUCUGACGCUUGCAGGCAAUAAAGCAGUAGCCGAAGCA